CAUAAAGAUUGUGGAUAAUGGGGGAAUGAAUUAUUUAUUGACAUUGAUUCGUUGAAAAGAAAAAGGAAGAAGAAGGAGGGCAGUGCACGUAAAAGGAAAUAGAGGGUUUUGUGAUGGGCAAUUCCUUCGGAUGUUCGGCCUCCGGCGAGAGGCUGGUGUCGGCGGCCAGGGACGGCGACUUGGUGGAGGCCAAGAUGCUUCUGAGCUUCAAUCCCUGUCUCGCCAAGUAUUCUACCUUCGGUGGCCUCAAUUCCCCUCUCCACUUCGCAGCUGCCAAAGGCCACAACGACAUUGUGGCAUUGUUGCUGGACAAUGGAGCUGAUGUCAAUUCCAGAAAUUAUUGUGGCCAGACGGCCUUGAUGCAAGCUUGUAGAUAUGGGCAUUGGGAAGUUGUACAGACACUUUUGCUCUUCAGAUGCAAUGUUAUGAGAGCUGAUUAUCUUACUGGGAGGACAGCACUUCACUUUGCAGCUGUGCAUGGGCAUGUAAGGUGUAUUAGACUUGUUGUGGCUGACUUUGUACCAAGUGCUCCUUAUCAAGCUCUAAAUGCCUGCACGGAUGUUGACAAGGGUGGUGGAUCAAAUGUGAAAGGCAAACAUGAGCAAAGUGCCCUGUCCAAGUUUGUAAAUAAGGCUGCUGAUGGUGGUAUCACUGCCCUUCAUAUGGCUGCGUUAAAUGGGUACUUUGAUUGUGUACAACUGCUGCUUGAUCUUAAUGCAAAUGUGUCUGCUGUGACAUUUCAUUAUGGAACAUCAAUGGAUUUAAUAGGUGCUGGAAGUACUCCAUUGCAUUAUGCUGCUUGUGGGGGCAAUUUAAAAUGCUGUCAGAUCCUUGUUGCACGAGGUGCAAGUCGGAUGGCUUUAAAUUGCAAUGGGUGGCUUCCUCUUGACAUUGCUAGGAUGUGGGGGCGUCAUUGGCUUGAACAAUUACUGGCACCUAGUUCUGAUACCACAAUACCUACAUUCUCUCAUUCAAAAUACUUGUCCUUGCCUCUUAUGAGUGUGCUCAACAUAGCUAGAGAGUAUGGAUUGCGAUCAUCUGCUUCCUCCUCGGAUGAGAUUGACUUUUGUGCUGUAUGCUUGGAGAGGCCAUGUUCAGUGGCUGCAGAAGGAUGUGGACAUGAGCUUUGUGUAAGAUGUGCACUCUAUCUUUGCUCAACAAACAAUGUUUCUUCCGAAAUGCUUGGCCCUCCUGGCUCUAUUCCUUGCCCCCUUUGUAGACAUGGAAUUGUAUCUUUCGUGAAGUUACCAGGUUCCCAAGCAAAAGAAAAUAAAUUACACGUGUCCCUUGGCCUGUGUACCCCAUGCAUGCUACAUCCAGGUGACAUAGACCGGCCAUCCCUUUCUCGUACACCAGAGAUUGGAAGAAAUCGUGUAGCUUCUGUUCCUUCGGAGAUACUCUGCCCCGUCACUUGUAGUCCAUUUCCAUCUAUGGCAAUUCCCAUGUGUACCUGCAAUGAUGGUCCAUGUCCAUCAUUUGAACCCCGUGAAGUAGAAACACAAGAUGAAUCAGCUCAUCAUUCUCAAGAAUCAACAAUGGAUCAGGAUAAAGUUGAAGGGCCAAGACUGGAUAAAACAACCUGUUCUAGCAUGUUCUGGGGUAGAAGAAGUUGCAGCAGGGAGCACCAAUGCAAUUCAGAAAUAAAUGCUUGAUUCGUGAGGUGCUUGUAUGACCUAUGCUUGUGUUGUGGAAACCUAGUACAAUUUAUAUUAACACAGCAAUCCAUAGUUGCAUUAUUAUCUAGCCUCAAAUAGUGGAACUCGAGAUAUCUCUAGAAGAGAAAAAACUGUUCUGCAGAUCUGCUUGGUCGCAAAAGCUGUAUGCUAGAAGAUAGAUACAAUUCUGGUGUUUCAGCAACAGAACCACCCUCUGGAUAUGUCCUUUUGUGAUAUUUAGAGAGCGUGUGUGAAAUUAGUUUCGGUUUCUUGAGAUUGUUAUUGUGAUUAUUGCAAUUUGUUUUUCAUUUUAUCAAAGAAAAAAGUGUCUUCCAAGGGGAAAAGAAUAUCGUAUGCUUGUUAUAGCAUGUAUCAUGUUAGGAGAAUCUGUAUAUUAUGCUUGCCAUGAAUUUAUAGGUUUACAGAGCACAAAUUUGGAGACUGAAACUUGCUGAUGCAGUUAUAAAUACCUCUUUUUAUGGACUUGAGGGUUUCUAUCA
Cajanus cajan (pigeon pea) is the source of this 2155-nucleotide messenger RNA. Its product is annotated as E3 ubiquitin-protein ligase XBAT33. NCBI's taxonomy places the organism in Eukaryota, Viridiplantae, Streptophyta, Magnoliopsida, Fabales, Fabaceae. The record is from RefSeq and is a predicted model, not a curated record. Gene Ontology annotation, molecular function: protein binding.